GUUGUUAUUGCUUGCUGUUUGUCAUUGUUUUUUUGCUGUUUGCUGUCUGAGAUUCCUUGUUUCCAGUCAUCCAAAUGCUCCGACUCUGGCUCCUGAGCACCGUGCUGCUCGUCGCGUGCACUGCGCUCGCUGCAGCCGACCUGGCACUCUUGGACAUGACAAGACCGACCUCCAGUCACAGCGAGGACACGGACACGUUCUGCUUUGUGUACAACCCGGCCUUUGCGAAUCUGGCGCUGCGGUCGGAAACCCCGACAAUGGCAGUCGUCCAGGCGACUCCCGCCGACGCGUGCACCCCGCUGCUCGGGAAUGCCACGCUGCUGUAUGCUGGCCGCGCCGUGCUGGUCGACCGCGGCAACUGCACGUUCGGCGACAAGGCAAAGCAGAUCCAGGAGGCGGGCGGUCUGCUGGUCGUCGUCAUCAACACGGACGACAGCGCAUUCGUCCCGGGCGGAAACGCGUCCGUCUAUGCUGAAGUGCACAUCCCAGUUGGCAUGCUGGCGUCGAGCGACGGUCGCACGCUGGUCGCCGCCGUGCAAGCCGGGUCUGCCAAUCUGCGCGUCCAAGUGCGCACGCCGUCCAUGCCAACCAUCGAUCCGAGCUUCUUUGUCAUGUGUCUCAUUGCGAUGGUCACGACGGUCGCAGCCACGUACUGGACCAACCACGAAGAGCGCGAGCAGCUCCGUCUGCAGCGCAAGCGCAGGAUUGAAUCUGCCGGCGACGAGUCCGAUCCACUGAACAGCUCAGACGGAGCUCGCCCGGCAUCCUCGCAGCAGCGAGCUCAGGCAUCGCUCGUUCGCGCCGCAGAGCACACAUCCGAAGCGUCGCACCUCAGUCUCAGUCUGCGCAACGUGCUCAUUUUUCGUAGCGUUCGCCAUCACGGUCAAUUCUGCUGAUGGUACUUUUUUGU
This is a messenger RNA of Capsaspora owczarzaki ATCC 30864, 910 nucleotides long. RefSeq lists its product as hypothetical. Gene Ontology annotation, cellular component: Golgi-associated vesicle membrane; cytoplasmic side of endoplasmic reticulum membrane; lumenal side of endoplasmic reticulum membrane. Lineage: Eukaryota; Filasterea; Ministeriida; Capsasporidae. Gene Ontology annotation, biological process: membrane protein proteolysis. The transcript has a single exon. Gene Ontology annotation, molecular function: aspartic endopeptidase activity, intramembrane cleaving. The record is from RefSeq and is a predicted model, not a curated record. The coding region runs from base 75 to 896 and encodes 273 amino acids.